Messenger RNA from Leishmania braziliensis MHOM/BR/75/M2904, 1239 nucleotides. RefSeq lists its product as hypothetical. The transcript has a single exon. The record is from RefSeq and is a predicted model, not a curated record. NCBI's taxonomy places the organism in Eukaryota, Euglenozoa, Kinetoplastea, Trypanosomatida, Trypanosomatidae. The coding region runs from base 1 to 1239 and encodes 412 amino acids. Gene Ontology annotation, molecular function: protein binding.
AUGGAUUUUGGCGUCAUUGGGGGGCAGCAGGGACCAAAGGCGCUCCUGGAUGCAGUGCGGCAGGCGGUCCGAGACCGUAAUCUCGAAACUCUUCGUCGUCUCUCCAAAGAGUUCCUUACAGUUGGCAACAACGUAGAGAAAUGCCGAGACGAAAACGGCAACACUAUCGCUCACCUUGCCCUGGACAAGAACCCCGCCACCCUCGAGUACGUCAUCGAGGCACUCCACGCGAACGUCAACGCUACAAAUGCGCAGGGGCGCACCCCUCUGCACGAGGCAGUGACUCAGAACUACGUAGCUUGCUGUGAGGUGCUCCUCACUCACGGCGCAGAUGACACCAUUCAGUCCACGACACAGUCCACUCCUUUUCACACGGCGGCGGCGUGUGGAAGCGUCGAGUGCAUGGAGGCGAUUCUCCGCCACAGCGACACACCGGAGGUGAAAGUGAACGAGUUAGACCGGCAGCGCAGCUCUGCCCUGCACAAGUGCGCAUUUGACGGAGAUGUGCGAGUGAGCCGAUGGCUGGUCGAGCACGGCGCCAACAUCGAUGUUGCUGACUCUACGGAUGCGACGCCCCUCCUCAUAGCCGUGAGGAUGAGCCAGACAGAGGCGGUGGAGUUUCUCUUGAAGAAUGGGGCGGACUGCAACUGGCAAGACCGACAAGGCAAUAGUUGCCUGCACUUCUGCGCUGUCCGCUGUGAUGUCAAGAUAGCCCGGCUGCUCCUCGCCGCUGGGGCCAACCCACGCUUGCUCAAUGAGGAGUACGAUAGCCCACUGCACAUCGUUGCUCAACAUUCGCGCCUCGAUUCCGGGGCUUGGGAGGAGAUGGUAGGGCUGUUGCUCAUGGCUGGCUGCGACCCACUGCAGGUCAACGUGUCCAACAAGAAGCCCAGCGACUACGUUAGUCGCGGAAUGAAGAGGAUCUUCAUUAAGGAGGACGUCGAGCGCCUGCUGCACAGGAAGGCACAGCUGCAGGAGGAGAGCGACGCUGAGCUCGCCAGGGCGUGGGAGCAGUGCGCGCAGUGGAAAACGAAAGUGCUCGAGAAUAUCUCCGUCCGGCGCCUCUGGGAAGCAGCGGAGGACAAGCGGCUGGCGCGGGAGAAGGAGGAGCGCAUUCGAUGUGCCAACGACGCGAGAAUGACGUAUGAUGAGAUGCUCGCCAAGUGCCGCUUCUUGGAGGCGGAGAUACAGCGGAAGAAGGGGAUGCUGGAGAAGGCCAGCGUGAAAUCUGGGCGUUAG